Molecule: messenger RNA, 7724 nt
Organism: Pocillopora meandrina
Lineage: Eukaryota; Metazoa; Cnidaria; Anthozoa; Scleractinia; Pocilloporidae
Source: the annotation of a GenBank genome assembly
GGCAACUGCCGUAAUUUGAAGUUUACCAGUUUUCCUAAACCUGGCUACAGGUUGGAGAAUCACACGGUUCGAACUACUGAAGUAUUCGACGAAGAUCAAUGUGUGGCGCAAUGCUAUUUGGAACCUAACUGCGUCAGUUAUAACUUCCAUACGAUAACAAAGCUGUCUGGAACACACAAGUGUGAUCUGAAUAACGCUACUAUUGAACACGAUAAAGAUCUGGUGGAAAACGAAAGUUAUAUUUACCGCGGUGCUGAGGUGAGGAUGACGCUUAUUAGCCAAGAGAAUGAAAUUCUUUGUCUCGUCGAAGCUUCUUAACAAGACCAAGGAUUCCCUACCCUAUCCCCCUCCUCUUAAUUCUCCUUCCAACAACCAAAAGAAAGGUUAUGAUACUUACACUUUUAACCUUUGAAAUAGAGAAUUGGGAGAAGCAUAUUAUUUUUUAUUAUUAUUAAUUUAAUAUCCCCACCUCCGGAGUUGUUGUGAUACAUUUUGAGGAUUUAGACACAUUUUUUUCCUCGCUCUGAACAGUGCCACGUGUAUAAAGAGAACCUAUGUUUAACGCAGACAUUUGCUUGAAAAAUAAGCCAGCUUGCGUGGAACAUAUGGGUAUAUAAAUGAGAGCACACACGAGGACCAUUACAGAGGACGUAUAGAUUUGACAAACCUGCAUAAUAUUCAGAACUUGCAAACACGAACGCAUGCGCAGAAGGUAAACACAAAAAUUAAAGUGCUCCUAUUCGUUUUGUUCGUAAGAAUGCGUGUGCCAGAAAUCCUUGCAAGAAUAAUGCAACAUGCCAAGCUGGGUUUACGGACAGAGGUUAUCAGUGUUUAUGUGUUCUUGGAUCUGGAUUUGAAGGCCAUGAUUGUGGUGAAGGUGAGCAAUCCUCUGCAAUUUGUUUCCAGUCAGUAAGAUGAUAAGUUUGUUUUUUAUUUUACCAUUUUUUACAAUGAACAACUGCUGAAGCGGAUGUCAGUAAAACUGGAUACAAAUUCUACGCCAAGGUCAGAGAUGAUACCAUCAUUCGAUAAAUUUAUCACCGAGACGAUGAAAAGCAUUAAGUUCUCAUAUCUCUGCUUUCAGCCUUUCUCUUUUAUUAUUUAUCGCCGUCAUUAUCAUUAUUAUUAUUUUGUCUAAUUUUCAUUUAGAUAUAGAUGAGUGUAUCACCAAGGAACACAGCUGCGAAGGCAAUACGACAUGCAAUAACACCAUCGGAUCGUAUAUCUGCAGGCGUAAGGAGGGAUAUCAAGAAAUUGAGACAAACUGUACUGGUAAGUAUUCUUAUCUGACAACAGGAAACGUUAACAUAAGCGUUAAAACAACAACCUUGGCAUAAUUGUGAUGCUCACUUUGUUGUCUAAGACAUAGAUGAUUCUUGUAAAGAAACAAAUGGCUCUGAUGUAAAUGCUGAGUGUAACAAUACCCUGAGAUCUUACAACCACACGUGUAAAUAUGGAUUUCAAGAGAAUGAAAACAAUUGCACGUGUAACUGUUUUUAACCUAUCAUGCUUUUUUAUUUCCCCUUCCCAGUUUUAUGAAUUGAAUACAAACCAUAACAGAACAGAACACAAGACAAAGCAUAAAAAAUAGGUUCAUUUAAAUGAUGCUUCUUUCUUAAUGUUCUAGACUUGAACGAAUGUACUGACGGAACACACAGUUGUGAUAAGGAUGCUGAGUGUAACAAUACCUUGGGAUCUUACAAGUGCACGUGCAAACAUGGAUUUCAUGGAAAUGGAACUAACUGCACAGGUAACUGUUUGUAACAGAUCAUGCUAUCCUUUCUCACCUUACUUUUUGGAGGUGACUUUAAAAUAAAAACAAAUCAAGAAAUACAAACAAACAAACAUUAACAAAACACAAGAAAAAACAAAAAAACAGGUUUCAUUUAAAUAAUACUUCUUUUUUAAUGUUCUAGAUUUGGACGAAUGCUCUGACGGAACACACAACUGUGAUGUAAAUGCUGAUUGUAGCAAUACCUUGGGAUCUUACAAGUGUUCGUGUAAAGAUGGAUUUCAUGGAAAUGGAACUAACUGCACAGGUAACUGUUCGUAACACAUUAUGCUUUCUUAUCUCACCUUACUUUUCUGAGGUGACUCUAAGAUAAAAAUAAAUCAAGAAUAACAAACAUUAACAAAAAAAAGACAGAAACAUACAAAAAGGUUCCAUUUCCAUGACAUUUCUUCUAUAAUGUUCUAGAUUUGGACGAAUGCACUGACGAAACACACACCUGUGAUGUGAAUGCUAAAUGUAACAAUACCUUGGGAUCUCACAGCUGCACGUGUAAAGAUGGAUUUCACGGAAAUGGAACGAACUGCACAGGUAACUGUUUCCCGAAUUUUGUCUUUCACUUCAACUAUCCGAUGCUUGGCGGAGAGGUAAACAAGCCUGUAGUUCGUUCCGGUAACGUGGUGUUCAUCCUCACGAUAGUGCUUUACGAUAAGCUUCGUCGCCCAGUUUCAUCUCAGAAAAAUUAUCGGAAAUCGUAUAUCGUAAGGUAGACUUUAAGUAAACCUUAGUAGACCAUCGCAGCGAAGUAGACCAUCAAGAUCGACUUUCGGCAUCAGCUCGGGAAAUUUACUCCUCUUCUGUAAGGCUCAUUUAUUUUAAUAGCUAGGAACUCUUCGGCGAAAUCAGCCCGCUGCGUUUCUCUGAUUAUUUGUAACUCAGCUUGAUUUCGUUUGGAGAAAGAGGACCGUCUAACCGUCCUUUCUCUUUUGUGUGGCACUUCACGACAAAUCUUAUCAUACACAAUGUCACUCGCGUGAGUUGUACAACUUGACCAAUUUUCAGGUUUUAGUUUCCACCUGUUAUCUUCGACGACUUCAACAGAAACGAAACUGUGUGGAUGAAAGACUUGGUAACGCUCUCCAUCGUGAACGAAUGAGACUAGAACCUUAUCAAGGACUAUCUCCUCUCUUUUUAUCGGUAUUGCAUAAUUUUCGUCGAUGCCUAAGGUGUCAACUUCCCAAAACCGCUUCAUAGGAUCGUUCAGUUCGUUAAAUGCCUUUGAUCUGCUUAAAAAAGGUACAAGCGAGAUUAGUUUUGUUCUUCUCUUCCUCGACGCUUUUCCUUCUGAACAGCCAAUAUUCGACCACCCCAAUGGCCUUAGUCUAACGAUUGCUUCUCCCCCAGUUUUUCUCUCAAGUCAACCUUUGCAAAAUGAAGAUCAUCUGGUCUUGACCAAUAAGAAGAUCAACCAUGAGAUUAGUUGCUGGUUCAGGAAAUAUACAGACACGUAAUUGAGGCCACUGCCUCCAAACCUUCUUUUGAGAGUAUCAUUCGCCUCCUCGCAUGCUUCCUCUAACAAACCCAUCGCUUUUUCUUUCUUCAACCGGCUUAUUUCUCAUUCUCGUGGAAUUUUUUCUGCGUCGCAUGCAUUAAUAAGCUGAAGGGAAAUUAUGCCAGUUCGCUUUUCUGCCUCGGGGACGUGCGAGGGUUUUUCUUGCUGAAACUUCGAGAACAUUUUCGUGAAAUUCUUUAACAGGUGAAUAACCACUGGAUAUCAAUGACGCUAAACCAAAGCAAUUGUGCUUUUCUGAAGACAUGCGUCUCUAUAAUCUGUGAGUUACCUUAGCAUGGUAAUUGCGAUGUAGACCUUUCACUGUAGAACGAGAGAAAAAUGACGUAGGAAGAGCGCAAAUUUCAAAACAGUAAACUCGAUUUAUAAUUCAAGAAAAAGUGGGCUUCGAUCGACAAGAGAGCGAAGGUUUGUGAUUUCGGAUGACGAUUACUUCACAAAGUAGGGUUGUUCGAUAAGCUUGAACGACAGUAAGGCAAAAGUGGGUGAUUUUCUGAACGACACGGAAAACUUUUGGGCUCAGUGAAAUCGCAGAGGGAGUUUCAUAGAGAGACAAUAGCCAAAAUAUUGUAAUUUUUUGGCUCGAUCGAUGGCACUAAAAUAUUUUCGAAUACACACUGUUGAUGAUGUCGCAGAUAGUUUUUUGUUCGUCUCGCGCAAUGAUGGCACGAAAGAGCGUGACUUUUAGAAAUACGCAAAACGGACUGAAUGGUUAGGAAGUUGUAGAAAGAGUUAAUUGUAUGGCUCGUGCAACAAGAGCGCGAAAAUUUAUGAUUUUGAAUGUUUAGUAAGUUGCAAAGGGAGUUCCUUGUGCGGCUUGGGCAACAGUAGCUCAAAAGAGCGUGAGUUUUUUAAAGACGUAAUGGAUACGAAAAUAUUUAGGUUCGAUGAAGUCGCAGAGGGAGUCAUGGUUGGUUCCAGAGACGAUUAUGGCACAAUAAUUUUUAUAAAUGUGAAUGUUGGUAAAGGCGCAAAGAUAAUUUCUUGUUUAGCUCGCGCCAUAACAGCGCGAAAGAUCGUUUUUUUUUUCAAAGGGACGCGAAGAGGUUCGAACAAACUUCUUAGCACGAGUGACAGUGGUGCGAAAGUUUUUGAGUAUUGAAUGUUAAUGCUCGUAUGACAGUACUGUAGCGCGAGGGUUUUUUAAAUUUUGAAUGUUAAAUAAGUUGCAGUGUGAGUUGUUCUUUCUUGCUUUUCAACUUUACUUCAGCAAAUAUAGCAUGAAAGUGCCUGAGUUCUUAAUCUCUAAUAUGUCGUGUCGUGUAGUGUAACCUUCACAAAUUUGCCCUCCAUCUCCUGGUAAGUAAUCAGUUGUUGUUAACGAAGACUUCCUUACCCCUCCACCAAAGCAUAUUAUAUUUGUCAUUUAAGCCAUUUCCGAUGAUUUCGAAUUUCGCGCAGAGGUAUUCGGCUUAAAGUCGACACUUCAAGCUUUAUCCCUUAAAACGAAGAAAAUGACCAUAAAAGGUGCGUUUCUGAGCCCUAUCGUUUGACCGGAAUCUAACCCUAAGUUUGAUAUGUGGCAUCGGCUUCUUCCAAGCUGUCCGCGGCACUUUCUUCGGAUUUGUUCAUCUCUAUAGUUCUGGCACACGAACAAGAAUCUCCCUUUGGCGGCCACCUGUCCCCAACAUUUUUGAACAGCCAAAGUGGUGCGUUUUAAAAAACCAAAAUAUUAGAACAACAGAGCAAUAUCAAAUGACCCUCAUAUCAUUUACACUCGUGUUGCUGUCCUAGAUAUAGAUGAGUGUAACGAUGGAGCACAGGAGUGUAAUAUGAAUGCUGAUUGCCACAACAUCAUUGGAUCUUACAAAUGCACUUGUAAAGAUGGACUUCGUGGAAAUGGCAUAGACUCUACUCAGAGGAAGUACUUGCUACCCUUGUAAUCUUCAGACUUUUUUUUUUGUUUGUUUUUGAUUUUACAUUUUAAGAUCAAAAGUUUUGGUUUGGGCCGUGAGGAACCAAUUCACUCACAUUUCUAACAACGUUCUUAACUAGAUAGUCAAGAAAAAAAUGUCUUUUCAAUUUUAACUGAACUCCCAAGAUUAAUUAGUUUGUAGAUUCUCUUCAAAUUUGUAACGCACAGUUAAGUAGAAAGAUAAGAAAAAUGCAUUUACAGAAAUUUCAAAACAGUCCUAUCCUCAAAACUCUCCUCAAAGUUUAGGCCUUUUUACCAUGAAAAGAUACAGGUUUUUUCAUCUCGGUGGUGACCAAUUUGAAAUUUUGGUAUCGGAAUCGAGAGCAGAAGCAGAAGAGUAGGCCAGGCACGCCGCGAGAUUCUUGGUAUGUCUAAAAACAUAGUUUGAUACCAGGAAAGAGAAGAAAGAAACUCGUGGCACAGGGGAAGAAGUGCUUUUCUCUUUAGCUUCUUUUUAAUUCAGGCCACUAUUUUGCAUUGAGGGAGACACCACAGGGAUAUGUUUAUUCAUCCAUUCUGUAAAAGAUAACGGUUUGUGGUUUGUGUCAUCUAUUGACGUCAAGAUUCGUUCCAUCUUCCUUUUUUCUAAAGCAUUUUUUAAUGGUAUUCUUGUCUACUCUGCACAAUCUGUUGAGCAUUCUUAAUCUCAUUUCUGUCUCUUAAGAUUUCACGAAUCUUUUUAUCACGAAUGGUAAGCAAACUUCUUAGUGCCAUCGAAACUUUAUUCCUGAGAAUUUUUCCUUCUGCUGCACAAGAUCAACCUUGCCAUCAGGACGCUUUCUUGACAUUUCCCGUCCUCUCCACUUUUCGGAAAAAGCGUCUCGUGGGCCAGGAAGCGUGCAUUUUGAUUGAUUUAUUUGUUCCUUCAGCGCCUCUGAAUCCCACUGAUUUAAUCUUUCUUUGGAUCUUAGGCGAUGUAUCAACCAAGUAUUUUUACUUGUUAGAGGAAUUCUCAGGAGAUUUUUCUUCUUUAUCUUUUUCUGCCGAAUUUACAGGAAUCUUUUUCCUAAGUGGUAGUGGGCAUUAUAAACAAUUCCUACUACAUUUUUGACAAAUUCUUACUAGUAUCAUAACUCUCCCUUUUAUUUUGUGUUUAUUGCACAGGCUUUACAGCUGUGUUUACAAAUCUUGGUAAGAGUGGAAGGAAAGGUUCAGAGUCGAUUGGUAGUUACUACACAGGUCAGGAUCAUGACGGACAAGUUGCAGUGUCCAGCGGUAUUCAACAGUGGACUGUGCCACAUACUGGUGAAUACAGAAUAGAAGCAAUAGGAGCUUCCGGGGGAUACGGUGAGGACAGUAUCAUCAAGAACGGAGGAAGAGGAGCACGGAUGAUUGGACACUUUAAAUUGACAAAAGAUGAGAUCAUACAUGUCCUUGUUGGUCAAAAAGGGAAAAGAGGAGAUCACCACAAACAAACUGCUGGAGGCGGAGGAGGUACAUUUGUAGUGAAAGAAGACAACACGCCUUUGAUAAUAGCUGGAGGUGGAGGAGGAAUUAAAAAUAUGUCAGAACAACAUCUGGGAUGUGAUGCGUCCACAAGCACCACAGGGAAUGCAGGGGACAACUCGCCAUUGGGUUCGGGGGGAAGCAACGGACAUGGAGGACAUACAAAUGGUUGGUUUUCUGGUAGGUGGAGAACUUUCUUUUCACAAAUACUAAGAUUUUCGUUGCAUUCCACUGCCAUCCUUCAGGAUCUUCAACCAAAUGAGAGAGUCAGUCGCUAAUAAUUAGAUUUUGAACGAUUUAUGAAAUCAAUAGUUAUCGAAAUUACUUUUAAGUUUUUCUUUCAUAAUACUUUGGAAACGCCUCAUACAAGCAGUUAAAAUUCUGUCAAAUUUGGCUUUUUCCUUUUUUGAAUUUCCUGCACAUUUAUCCAAUUCUCUACAGCGAUCCGCGAAUAUAAGGAAGGAGAAGACAUCGAAAAAGAUGACAAGGCUUCUUAUUCGCUAAUUUUGAACCUGGAUUAAAUAGAAACACUAAACAGAGAGUCGAAGCUAACCCUAAAGCUGACUUGUCCUCACAAGCUUUUCAUUAACAAUGUCCAUGCAAUAAUUAAGCUUCAAAACAAUAAAGAAAUAAACCUCGUUGCGAAACACUCCAAUCGUUGUUUGAUCGCAAUAACUCAAAUCUAUAGGUGCUAUUUUUAAGAGAACCACUGAUCACUUUUUUUUGAUUGUAUUAUAGGUGGCGGCGGCGGCGGCGGCUUCCACACAAAUGGACACGAUUCAACGUGCCAAAAGUUGUUUAGUGGGGGGAAAGGAGGUUUCGGAUAUCAUCAAGGGGGAGAGGGUGGAAAGCAUUGGGGUGGGUUUGGAGGUGGCGGUGGUUUUUGUACACCAGGGAAGGGACCGGGCGGAGGGGGAGGUUAUUCUGGGGGAAGUGGUGGGGCUAAUGAACAUAUUUCCUGUGGGGGAGGGGGAGGUUCUUUUAACAAUGGAACAAGUCAGUGUAAUGAAUGUUGCUAUAAUAGCGCUGGUCAUGGCUGGGUAAACAUCACAUUUUUCCAAUGA